Messenger RNA from Rhinocladiella mackenziei CBS 650.93, 1338 nucleotides. RefSeq lists its product as uncharacterized. Gene Ontology annotation, biological process: molybdate ion transport. The coding region runs from base 1 to 1338 and encodes 445 amino acids. Lineage: Eukaryota; Fungi; Ascomycota; Eurotiomycetes; Chaetothyriales; Herpotrichiellaceae. The transcript has a single exon. Gene Ontology annotation, molecular function: molybdate ion transmembrane transporter activity. The record is from RefSeq and is a predicted model, not a curated record.
AUGAAUGAAUUCCGCCCUCGUCAGCUUGCUGCUCACAACCUUUCCACCUUCCGCCGUCAGCCAUUAGCUGAAAUAUCCGGCUCCCUCGGCGACUUAGGAACUUUCCUACCCAUUGUCAUUGCCCUUGCGGAAGGACAUCAGAUAUCUUUGACAACGACUCUGAUCGUUACUGGUGUCUACAAUGUUCUCACAGGUGCCGUAUUUGGCAUUCCGCUGCCCGUCCAACCCAUGAAAGCCAUCGCUGCCGUGGCUAUCCUCAGAUCGCUCACCGCCGGACAGACGGCGGCGGCAGGUAUCUUCGUUUCUAGUUGCACAUUGCUCUUUAGCAUGACGGGCCUUCUUUCUUGGUUCACGAGAGUCAUUCCAAUUCCAGUGGUCAAGGGUAUCCAAGUAGGAGCCGGCCUGAGCUUGAUCGUAGCCGCCGGAAGCAAGGCGCUCUCAUCUCUCUCAUGGACCACACCCUCAUGGGCAGAUAACUAUCUCUGGAUGACAGCGGCUUUCGUUGUUCUGUUUGCUAUUAAUCUUCAACCUCGAGUACCGUAUGCACUCAUUCUGUUCCUCAUUGGAAUCGUCUUCGCGAUGAUCCAAAUCACCGCCGACAAACACCAUCACCCUCCAGGCUUCGAGAUAUGGCACCCUUACAUCCUUGUACCCUCCGUCAAGGAAUGGAAAACCGGCAUCCUCGAGGCUGGGGUGGGUCAGCUGCCUCUGACGACCCUGAACUCCAUUAUUGCCGUCGCUCACCUCGCUGCUGAUAUCCUCCCUGAAAUUGAGACGCCGUCGGUCACUGCAAUCGGAUUUAGCGUUGCCGGAAUGAACCUUUUGGGAUGUUGGUUUGGAGCCAUGCCAGUCUGUCACGGAUCCGGCGGCUUAGCAGCGCAAUAUCGCUUUGGUGCUCGGUCGGGGGCCAGCAUCAUUUUUCUCGGCCUUCUCAAGCUCGUUUUGGGCAUCUUAUUCGGAGAAAGCCUUACUGACCUCCUCCACAAGUUCCCUUUCGCGCUGCUGUCAGUCAUGAUCAUCGCCGCCGGUUUGGAACUAGCCAGUGUGGGAGAAAGCUUGAAUACAACAAGGGCAAGAGAUUUGAGUAAAAGGGGCAAUCAUCCAGGACAUGUGGUUCCAAUCACAGACGAGGAGAGGAAGAGAAGAUGGACCGUUAUGUUCGUGACAGCGGGAUUGCUCGUUGCAUUCAAGAAUGACGCUAUCGGCUUCUUGGCGGGCAUGUGCUGUCAUUGGAGCUAUCAGCUACCUCACUCCCUUGCCCGGCUGAAACAAAGGAUUUCUAGGAUGCGGAAUCCACUUGAGGAUGGUGGAGAGCACCAAGCACUUCUGUCUCGCUGA